CUUGCGCUUGCGCGAAGAGAUGACACAACUUAAGCCUCCGAGGCGGCGGUUGGGCCCUAAAGGCGGCGCUGGGAGAUGACGCGAAUGCCGCGCUGAAGGGAGUCGUGGAGUGUAGCCAUGGCGUGCGGCGGCCGAAGGCCGGAGCACCGCGGGCCCCCUGAGCUGUUUUACAACGAGGAUGAAGCCCGGAAGUACACUCACAACUCGCGGAUGAUUGAGAUCCAGACCCAGAUGUCGGAGCGGGCAGUGGAGCUGCUCAGUCUGCCCGAGGACCAGCCCUGCUUCCUGCUGGAUGUCGGCUGCGGCUCCGGGCUCAGUGGCGACUUCAUCUCGGAGCAGGGGCACUACUGGGUGGGCAUUGACAUCAGCUCCGCCAUGCUGGACGUGGCUGUGGAUCGAGAGGUGGAGGGAGACCUGCUUAAGGGGGACAUGGGUCAGGGCAUUCCCUUCCGGCCGGGCUCAUUCGAUGGCUGUAUCAGCAUCUCCGCUGUGCAGUGGCUCUGCAACGCCGACCAGAGGAUGCACAACCCCGCCAAGCGCCUGCACCGCUUCUUUUCAUCCCUUUAUUCUGCGCUGGCCCGAGGAGCUCGAGCGGUCUUGCAGCUGUAUCCAGAGAAUGCUGAGCAGCUGGAGCUGAUCACAACCCAGGCAAUGAAGGCCGGCUUCACUGGAGGAAUGGUAGUGGACUUCCCCAACAGCACGAAAGCUAAGAAGUUCUUCCUCUGUCUAUUUGUUGGGCCUUCGGGUGUGCUGCCCACGGGCUUGGGCACUGAGUGUGGAGAUGAACAAGAGAGGAAAGAGUCCAAGUUCUCCAAGGAAAGGUUGCGGUAUAAGACAGCAAAGGGGAAGUCGCUGAAGAAGAGCCGGGACUGGAUACUGGAGAAGAAGGAGCGGCGGCGACGGCAGGGCAAGGAGGUGCGAGCUGACACACGUUACACGGGCCGCAAACGGAGGCCUCACUUCUGAGCAGCUGCUCGCGUCCUCUGGACCCGGCUCAGGGCUCGGCCCCAUUGCCCUUUGGGCCGCUCAUCUGCUGCUUGUCUGCCAUGGUCCGGCGGCUGUGGCCCCCAGAAGUCCGCCAUUGGAGCCCCAAGGCUUGUGGCUCUCCAUUUGUGCCUUAACUUUGCUGACCCAGGAGGUGGGGACUGGCUCUAGCUUCUGCCAAGGAGUGCGUGGGGCUGGAGGCCUGGGACUGGUCUGCUCCUGGGCCGGGGCUUGUGUUUGCAAGAGCCCGCCCCGCCGUGAAAUGGCAUCCUGGGCACGGGGUGGGGGGGCUUGGGUAGUGCAAGGUUCCUGCAAGAGAAGACUCGGAUUGUUUCAUCUUAUUUUUGAAUAAAAUACAACUUGGCAAAAGUGAGA
Molecule: messenger RNA, 1359 nt
Organism: Sarcophilus harrisii (Tasmanian devil)
Lineage: Eukaryota; Metazoa; Chordata; Mammalia; Dasyuromorphia; Dasyuridae
Gene: BUD23
Product: BUD23 rRNA methyltransferase and ribosome maturation factor
Exons: 12
Coding region: 118-966 (282 amino acids)
Biological process (GO): rRNA (guanine-N7)-methylation
Cellular component (GO): nucleolus
Molecular function (GO): rRNA (guanine) methyltransferase activity
Source: RefSeq, a predicted model, not a curated record